Molecule: messenger RNA, 3106 nt
Organism: Oncorhynchus keta (chum salmon)
Lineage: Eukaryota; Metazoa; Chordata; Actinopteri; Salmoniformes; Salmonidae
Product: homeobox protein SIX5-like
Exons: 3
Coding region: 227-3088 (953 amino acids)
Biological process (GO): regulation of transcription by RNA polymerase II
Cellular component (GO): nucleus; transcription regulator complex
Molecular function (GO): RNA polymerase II cis-regulatory region sequence-specific DNA binding; DNA-binding transcription factor activity, RNA polymerase II-specific
Source: RefSeq, a predicted model, not a curated record
AAUUGUCAAUAAAAUAACGUGGUUAUUCAAUCUGGAAUUGAACAAUAACAUGUAGCCUAAUAAAAGGUAUUGAACAGGCAUCGCUAUAAUGAAUCUUAAAAUCGGAGAUUGACGAGGUAAGAGGCGUGCGUGACGCGUGUAGCUGUGGCAGACACUCGUGGACGGAGAAUGGGCGAGAGAGAGCGCGCAGGGGAGGAACUAAAAUUAAAAAAAAGUUUAACUAAAAAUGGCUUCCUUGUCUUUGGAGUCUGCAGAACAAUCUGAGAAUAGCACGGAGAAUCCUACCCAAGAGGCCGCUCCGGUGAAAGAGGAGACGGAUCCGGAUGAAGUUUCGGAACAAUUGCUAAAAACUUUUCAGAACUCGGCGCUUAGCUUUUCGACCGAUCAAGUAGCAUGUCUGUGCGAAGCCCUUCUACAGGCAGGCAAUGUGGAUCGCCUGUGGAGAUUCCUAUCAACCAUCCCUCCUUCGGCCGAGCUGCUACGUGGCAACGAGACGUUGCUCAAGGCCCAGGCACUGGUCUCUUUCCACCGGGAAGAAUUCAAGGAGCUGUACGCAAUCUUGGAAAGCCACGACUUCCACCCGAGCAACCAUGGGUUCCUGCAGGACCUCUACUUGCAGGCGCGCUACAAGGAGGCGGAGAGGUCCCGAGGUCGUAGCCUGGGCGCCGUGGACAAGUAUCGGCUUCGGAAGAAGUUUCCCCUGCCGAAAACAAUCUGGGAUGGAGAGGAAACGGUAUAUUGUUUCAAGGAGAAGUCUCGCAAUGCACUGAAAGAGUGUUACAAAAGCAACAGGUACCCCACUCCAGACGAGAAGAAAAACUUGGCCAAUGUGACUGGACUCUCCCUCACGCAAGUCAGCAAUUGGUUCAAGAAUCGACGGCAGAGAGACCGAACCCCGUCUGGUACCAACAGCAAAAGUGAGUCCGAUGGCAACCACAGCACAGACGAUGAGGGUGACGACAUCUCAGACAAACUAGAGGACAUUGUGGGCUCCACAGCCUCCGUCAUCUCCCUCUCUGGUACCCCCUGCAGCACUGGGGGCCAGAUCUUCCUCAACGGGGCUGGUGGGUUCCUCGCCGCCUCCCACCCCUUACUCCUCAAUAGGGGCUCCCUGAUCUCCGGGGCAGGGGGUGGCGUCAUCAUCAACGGGCUGACUCUGAGCGAUGGUCACACGGUUACCCUCAGCCCCAUAUCGGCUAACUCGCCUCUGCUCUUCAAUGGAGCGCAAGUCAUAUCCAAAAGCAGUGCGGUUGUGCAGGAUAUGGGUCUGGAGGGCCAGGGGGUUACAGCCAUGGAGGCCCAGCCCAGCUCGGUCAUCUCCCUCCCCCUGACAGAGGACUGUAAGAUGGACAAUGUUAGCCUGACGAACCCCUCGACUAUCCCCACCCUGGACUUCAUCAAUGUCCCAGAGGGGAUGGUUCUCAAAGCCGAGGACAUCCAGACAGUCUCUCCUUCCCGCUCUUCCUCCUUGUCUUCCCCCUCAACAUUCUCCCCCACCUCCCUCCCCUCCCUGGUUCUGACUCAAAAUGGCCACCUCUCUGACACCCUCCCGGUCUCUAAGUCAUCCCCUGGCGUGGUCAUCUCCAGCCCUGUAGUGAGCCUCCCCAACCAGCAGGGGGAGUAUGUUGUGUUUGCCACAGCUGGUUCUCAGCUCACCCCCUCCAGCUCCAUCUGCCAGGUGGUGUCAUCCUACAGCUACUCCAGCCCACAGGUAUUCUCCCUGCCUCAGGUGGUGCCCUCCAUCCAGGGUGUCCCUGUAUCCCAACUGGUCCAACACAACCCUGGAGGCCAGUGUCCCCAGUUAGUUCCUGUCCCCCCCCUCACCUCCUCCCUCCCCCAGGGCACCCUCUCCCAGUUCCAGGGCCACCAGACUCUGAACAUUGCCCCCCACCUCGCCCAAUCCCUCCCCCAGCAUCAUACUGGCUCCUCUACAUUGGGAGCGGGAUCCACCAUCCUCUCCCUGUCCCAGCUCACCAAUGGACAGCUCUCCCAGGGACUCACACUCCAGUUGGGUGACCAGACCUCAGCUACGAUCCCCACUCUGACACAGAUCCAGUCCCCACUAGGCCAUCCCCAGAUCAUCUCCUCCCCUACCCAAGUGGUUCCUGUCUCCCAGUCCAAAGAGACAACCCCAGCUCAGUUGGUUUCCCUGCCCCAGCUGGUGCCUGUCUCCUCCGCGGGACAACUCUCCUUCCCUCAGGUCGGCCCGGCCACCCCUUCUCUAUCUGGAGGGGCUUUCCAGAUCCUAGCCUCGGCCACUGGAGGUGGGAUGCCUCAGGGGCCCUUUAGGAUAAACCAACUGGGACCCCUCCAGACUGUAGGCCCCCCGACCAGCAUGGCUCCUAGUGUCCAGCUCCUCAACUCUGGGGUCAUUCAGCUCCCCUCCGCCUCGCCAGGGAAUCUCCUCUAUGGUGGAAGCCCCAUCCUGAGUUACCAGAACGGCAAGCUGAUCCUAACUAUCCCGGCUGGCAUCCAGUUCGGCAGCCUGCCCAUGAAACCCGUCCCUGAGGCUUCUACCCACCCCACCAACGGAGUAGGCCCCGGACUCACACUCGGCCCUGUCAUCCACCCUACACCUACCCUCAUCCCAGUCUCCACCUCUGUCUCAACCUCCAACACCCUCCAGACGUCCCCCCUCUGCUUCAUCAACUCCUCUCCGCUCUACUGCACUCAUGAGACGGGUGUCCCCACCAACCAGCCCCUCUCCACCACCUCCCCACACACCCUGGACCUCUCUGCCACCCACACUCCUCCCAAUGCCCUCACCCCAGAGAGCAUGCUCUCCCUCAGCCCCAUGUGCAGUGGAGUGACCCCCACCACUCAGCUCUCCCACACCACCUGGAGCCCUGUCCCCCUCUCCAUCUCUGCCAGCCUGACUAUGUUUGACGUCCGUGGGAAGGGGGAUCUUCCCGAGGAUCCGGCUCUGCUGGGCCUACCUGGAGGCGAGGCACUGCUACUGGGGAGCCCCUCUCCAGAACAGGAUGUGGACAGGGUGUCGCCAUUGGGGGACCCAGAGGAGAUGGAUGGAGAGCCCAAGAUCCUCACCCAGCUACAAUCAGUCCCUGUGGAUGACGAGUUGGGGCUGUAAUCCAGUCCCCGUCCCCCC